Messenger RNA from Acanthoscelides obtectus, 5888 nucleotides. Lineage: Eukaryota; Metazoa; Arthropoda; Insecta; Coleoptera; Chrysomelidae. The record is from the annotation of a GenBank genome assembly.
UUACAUCACUCAGUUUUCGUGGCUGACCAGGAUUGUAUCGCAUACCUGGGAUUCUGCUUUGGCAGCACGUUGAAAGUUGUUGAGCAAGUUCUUAAAAAUUGGUAAUUACUGGUUUUGAAAUAAGAAAUAAGCAGCAUUGUUUGAAUCAAUUUUACCGCCAAAACCGUCGCUUCCGAAAGAUGGCGCUUUCUAUUGUUAGUGAAAAUUCUAAAAUGGCGGACCAAAGUUUGGUGAGCUAGUGCUUUCGAUUUAUACAUAAAUAACGCCUAAAAACAUGAACUUUAUGACUAAUAAAUAUCGUAAAUAGUUAAUCGGUAACGCCGUUGAGUAAUUGUGCACAUUUCUGAGUCGUCCGACAGUCUCCACGUUGAAGAUUCGAGUGUUUUUUACGUAUGAAUAGACGUCCAUAUCUCAUGUAGCCAUAUUUAUGAAAUUUGUUUUAAUAAGACCAUCAAUUAAAGAUAUUUCCAAUGAGACAUGGGAUGGGCACGUCCCCCCCGUUAGCGACUGCUUCUGCACCCGUUCAGUCGCAGGAGCAUCACUUGCAGCGUCAUCACACCCCACCACUAACCUCACACCACAACAAGGAGCAACAGGAGCGGCUACGGCAGCAACCUCGGUACCAUGGACCCAGUAGGUCCCUGGUACGCCAGCUAUAACCGGCUGGCGACCUCGUCGGCCGGAAGCGGUUCCAGCGGCAGUUCCGGUGGUAGUGCUGGCGGGGGCGGUGAUCUUCACCAUCUCUCCACUACUACGGCUGGUGGGGCCCCCUUGCCUGGAGGAUUUCUGUCGCCGCCUCCGGUCGGAUAUGAAUCUGUGUUUUCGCCGCUGUUCCACCACGCUGCCGCUGCGGCCGGUGCGAAGCCGCCCACAACGGCCGCCGCCCAUUACGCGGCGCAGGUUUCUCAGCAGCGGGCGCAGGCGCUCGCGCAGGCCGCCGCAGCCGUCAGCGGCAAGCAGCCCGCAUCCACCGGAAGUACCAGCAGCGGGGGCUCCGACGGAGAGUUCCAUCCGCAGGCGCAGGCGUUCUUCGAACAAGCGGGUGCGUGGCAGCAGAACAGCCCGUUCGGCAUCCUCCCCCACGAAAGCGUGGUGGCCGCGGCUGCGACGGGCGCCGGAGGCGGCGGGGGGGCGGCAUCUGCAGCAGCCAAGUCGUACGAGGGAUUCAACGCCCAUUUUGCCGCAGCGCAGACCAUCAACAAUCACAUCAACGCCGCCCAGCAGCAGAUGAGCAAGGCGGCCGCGGCUGCGGCAGCCAACAGGUCGCAAAGUCCACAGCAACAGGGCGGUGCAAAGAACUCCAGCAACAGUUCCCAGCAGCAGCAGAAUUCCGGUUCGUUCUUCCAGGUGCCGCCUGCUUCGAUGGCAGAGACCAACUCCAAUAGCAGCAAGGCUUACUCCUCUGCUAACACUUCGAAUAUGCAGCAGUCUUGUAUAGUGUCUUCGGCUUCGACGACGGUAUCAAAGGAGUACCGCGUGCCCCAACCGCGCUCCAGCUUCCUGAAUUCGCCCAACCAGCAGCAAGGGGGCGGCGAUCGCAUCGAGAAGGCGUUCGCGUCACCGCCAGCAAAGCAGCAACAACAGCAAGCCCAACAGCAACAGCAACAACAGCAGGUGCAGACGAAGGCGCAGACGAAAAUCUACUCGGAGCUGAACAGUCAACAGGAAAGGAGGGGCGGUGGAGGGGGCAGAAGCGCGGGCGGGCAGGAAGAACAACAGCAAAGUCAGUCGUCGCCGAUUAGUUUUUCCAUCAUGGACGCGCCGGGACGAUUGAACUACUCCGGCAGCAACUCGUCGGGCAAGCGUCCGCCACAAUUCCAGCACAACUACAGGCACUACCAGCAGCAACAACCGCAACAGCAACCUCAGCAGCAACAACAACAGGGCAGCUCAAACUCUGAAGACUUCCAGCGACCUAAGAGCUCAGAAUAUAACACAUCAAACGGGCCUGAUUGCGGCGUUGUAGUGCCUCGAAGACCGAGUCCUUUGCAAGCGCAUUCGCAGGCCUCGCCUCUAGGUCACGCGCAAAGUCCCGCCUACCCGAUGUACAACAGCCCGAUGAACUCGAUAUCCUCGCCUCAGCAACAACAGCAGCAAAGCUCCAAUAAUCAACAGCAACAACAGGUGGCGCCACCGUCGCCGCUUGACGUAUCCGUACCGAGGCCGAACUCGCAGACAGGCGUAGGUGGCAGCAACAUCGCUUAUCCAUCUGUCAUCACCAGAGCGCAACAGCCUCAGCAGCAACAGCAACAACAGCCGGUCAACUGUUGGGACGAACGUCAAGGCCAGCAACAGCGCCCGAAAUACCAGUCGCAAUCGUCGAACAGCUACAACAGCCUGGAGAUGUCCCGUAGCCAAGAAUCAAACCAGCAACAACAGCAACAGCGUAUCGUUAUAGGCAGCGAAAGGCAGCAAACGUCGUACUACGAAGCGAACGGCGGUCACCAGGUGACGCUCCAGGACCUGUCCAGCUGUCGCGGUGACCCGAUGAGCAUCGUCAAGAACCUCCAGCAACAGCAAAGUUGCCAGGUGCCACAGGUGGAGAUCAAAGCUGAACCUAAGCCGCCGAUUAAAAGGAGGAAGAGCAGCGAGAAACCCAACGUACCUGAGUUGCAUAAUUUGUCGAGUCGGAUUCCACCUCCAGCACAUAGUUCUGGUGCUAACCACCAACCUCAACAGAACGGCUCUGGGACCUACUUUGAUUUUGACAGGUGGAAUCUGCCGCCUCCUUCUGCCGCUGCGGCCGCCUCUAAGAUAUUCAGUGGACAACAACAUCAACUACAUCAGGGUCUGAUGGUGGCGCAUCCGCACGCUCCGCACGGCCAUCCGCCACCAUUACCGUACUUCGCGCCGUUCCACUUGGCCGCGGCGGCCGCCUCCGCGGGCCCCCAUCCCGGCGAGUACCCGGGGACGGUGGAACUGACCCCGUUGGCGGCCGCGUACGGCGGAGACCAGUCGCAACAAGCGGCUGCUGCGGCGGCGGCGGCGGCCGCAGCAGCCGCGGGACAGUACCACCAUCAUCACCAACAGCAACAGCAGCACCACCAACAACAGCAGCCGCCGCCCCAGCAUACUCAACAGCCGCCCGAAGAACAUCCGAAAGUAGUCGUGCCGAAUAUAGAGGAGGAGUUGAACUUCUUGUCGCAAGACGCAACUCGAGGCAGCCACCCCCAGCAACACCAGCAGCUUCCACACGCUGCCGCCCCCCAACCGAAACCACCCGUGGUGGCACCUCCCGUUCCGGGCGCGAAACUAGGCGCCGAAGGGAAACCCUCCGGUCCUGCCUCGGACUUCAUGAGCAGCUACCUGAAGUUCCUGCAGAAGGGGCGGGACGUGUCGCCGCCCCCGGCCAUGCGCGGCGGAGGCGGCGCCAGGAAAUCAGCUGCUGUGACCGGCACGCCUUGGGCUGCAACCCCUGUGGCUAAACCUGGAGAGGAACAGCAACUGCGCGUGCCAGAGGCUAACGGGGGCGGGCCGGUGCAUCAUCCGGUGGUACCGCCGCCUCCGCUGCCCAUGCUACCCAUACAGAGGCUGUCGGCGCAGGGUGAUCCGCAGGACGAUCCUAGACCACCUUACGCGGCGCCAUCGUCUGCCUUGUCAUCUUUGACAGGCGAGAGCAAGGAAAUGCAGUGGCUGCGUCACCGGCUGCCACCGCCACCUGUCUCGCCGUAUUGGUACGGAAUGACCUACGACCGUCCCUUGCCAAAAGCGCAGAAUCAAGCCUCAGACCUGCCCUCCCCGUUUCCUUGGCCGCAGAGGUGGUAGUAGACCUUCUAAGGUCACCACAUCUCCAGGAGCAAGACGCUGGAGAACGGGCAUCUACCAGGUAUUUCCCUUUACCUAAAGAACGUAAACGGAACAGUUUUGAUAGCUCGGACGAUGGCUUCAGCUCUGACGACGACUUUUUCGGUCACAAAAAACACAAACACCACAAAGAGCAGCAACAGACGCAGGCGCAGCCUGGCGACCAUAAGGAGAAAGAGAAGGAUAAGGAGAAAGAAAAGGUGAAAAAUAGGCAGAAAGGGGAGAAGCAUAUGUCGGAGAAGAAGAAGGCGAAACUAGAGAAGGCUGCCAAAGGAGAGAAAGAUAAGAGAAAGAAGGAUGGGAAAGAUGGAAAGAAGAUCGAGGAUGUGCCUAGGAGGGAGACCAGUAAAAGGGCGGCAAAAGGGCACAAGAACAUGUCAGAAAUUGGUAAAGACGACGAGCCUGAGGAACCGGCCGAAUUUCAGGACUCUGACUCUGAUCCAGCUUGGACUCCUGCCGCAAAUAACGACGAAGAAGAUCUCAUACUUCCCAUCAAGAAAAAUCGAAGAGUUGGGGGUAAAUCGAAAAAAGGCCUGAAGAACCUGAUUUCGACCGCUGCCCAGGGCGCUGGCAUCACAGAGGGUGACGAGUACAGCGGCAACGAGCAAUCUUCCAAGAAAAAAUCAUCCUCAUCUUCCUCUUCUUCAACCCACAAGAACAAACAAAACAUUCCGCCCACACUUGAAGACAAUAUCGCCGCUUCUCUACAAAACAGUAUUCCUCCUAUUAGUGAUGAUGGGCCGUUCAAGUCGAAUAAGUCGAAAGAGAAACAGCAUCAGCCUGGUGAAUUCGUUGUGAUUAAGGCUGAUUUGAAAGAAGAGUGGCCUGCCAUAUGGAGGGUAGAUGGUAAAACUCUACUCCAAAAGUACGAACCAUUCGAACAGAAUGGGAUUACGUUGUACAGAAAUAUUUCCACGUAUACGUCGUGGACUCCCGAAAGCAAAAAGCAAUACAUUUCAGUGCCAGUUAAGUAUAGGUCACAGGGUCAGUUAGAAACUAUAGUGGAGUUCCUGAAGAACGAAAUGACGAUUAUAGAUUACGACUUCAUGGAACAGUGUAUGAAACAGUUUGAGGCGUACCAAGAUAAUUUUGAAGUGUAUAUACAGACGUUGAUUUCUCAGGCAUUAGAUAGCAAUUUCCUCAUGGAGAUAUUCCAGGAGAAAGACGAUUACUUUCUGUCGAACGUUCAGACGAUCGACGACAUAACCGAAUCGAAGAAGCAAGGUUUGUUCACGCGGUCAUGUUGGCCGGGGCCGUUGCGACAGGCGGUGUGCACGUGGCCCUGCUUAAAUAUGACGCGCGACGAGGGCGCGGCAGCUGCCGGAAGCGGCGGCCGCCCCAGGAGUUGCGCGGGCUGCGAUUCGGCCAACGUUGCGAUGAGGGUGCUCAUGUACGGCCAGCCGUACAACCCCACGACGCUGGAAGGAUGCCAGCCGGAUCCCAGUGCUAUUAACGAAAAGGACUUCUUGAUGUGUAGAAUAUGUUCUAAUCGUGUGGAACUGCUGAGCAAGGUGACACAUCAAAAGUAUCUUAUGUAUAUAGAAUGCGCAAAACGUGUUAGUGAAAAACGGACUUCUGAUCCCACGAAAGAUACGACGUGUAUAUUGAAUGAGCUUUUAGCUGACGAAGCUUGGUUAAAUCAGUUAUUCGUGGAGGUGAGAACGGCCUGGGCUGAGAUAGACAGUAUAGAGCACAGUUAUUCAACAAAUAAUUCAGUGCGGUCAACACAGUGAUUUUAUGAAGUUUAUUAUUUUUAAAGACGGAUGAUAAUUUAAAUCAAAAUUGUGUACAUUUGAUGAGAGUUUAUAUGAGAAAACGUAUUCAUUGUAAUUAAGAUAGAAUUUAGUAAUCAUAUUCAUAAACCGAUUAAGUACGUAAUCUGUUUUUUAUGGUUAUUACCACAUCAUGCUGUGCAUUUUUUUAUUUUGUGCUCACACGAUUUUUACGAAAAAAGAAAAGUGAUAUUGUUAUAAUUUUGUAAAAAUUCAGCAUUGGUUAUUUAUGAAGAGCACACACUCAUUAAUAAAACAUUAUCAUUUGUACGACUCCUUUUUUAACUUAUUUAUUCUCCCAUUGUAAAGAGU